Molecule: messenger RNA, 1020 nt
Organism: Trichosurus vulpecula (common brushtail)
Lineage: Eukaryota; Metazoa; Chordata; Mammalia; Diprotodontia; Phalangeridae
Product: olfactory receptor 52Z1-like
Exons: 1
Coding region: 1-1020 (339 amino acids)
Biological process (GO): G protein-coupled receptor signaling pathway
Cellular component (GO): membrane
Molecular function (GO): olfactory receptor activity; G protein-coupled receptor activity
Source: RefSeq, a predicted model, not a curated record
AUGAAGAAAUAUGAGAACAUUACCACCUCCAAUACGUCUUACACAGACUUCUUCCUGGUAGGCUUUCCUGGGCUACGGGAAUGGCGUUCCCUCUUGGUUCUUCCCCUUUCCUGCCUCUAUGUAUUAAUUCUGUCCACCAAUGCCCUGAUCAUCUACACUGUGGCCACCCACCGAAGUCUGCACCAGCCCAUGUAUGUGCUCAUUUCCCUGCUCCUGGCCGUCAAUAUCUGUGCUGCCACUGCUGUGGUACCCCAGAUGCUGACAGGUUUUGUACGCUAUGCAAACCCUGUGUCACUGGAGGGCUGCCUCACUCAAAUGUUCUUUAUAUACUUCACCCUUCUCCUAGACUACAAUCUCUUGUUGGCUAUGGCUCUGGACCGCUAUGUUGCCAUCUGCCACCCACUCCGCUAUGCAGACCUGGUGACACCACAUCUAUUGGGCCUGCUGGCUGUGGCUGCCCUGAUCCGGAGCCUGGCUGUGGCCGUGCCACUGGUAGUGCUGACUUCCCGGGCACGCUUCUGUCGAACAGUAGUGAUCCGCCAUUUUGCUUGUGAGUACAUUGCCCUGCUGAGCAUUGCAUGUGGGGACCUAACCUUCAACAACCGGCUGGGCUUGGCCAUGCGGCUGAUCACAGUGACCUUUGACCUGUCCUUGCUGGGAGCCUCCUACACCCGCAUCAUCUAUGUUGCCUUCCAGAUUUCAUCAGGCAAUGCCCGAGCCAAGGCUCUACAUACGUGUGGAUCUCACCUACUGGUCAUCUUUACCAUCUACCUCUCUGGCCUCUCCACUUCAAUUGUCUUCCGAUUCACUAAGUCUGUGUCUCAGGAUGUGCAAAACCUGCUCAGUGCCAUCUACCUACUACUUCCAGGAGCCCUAAAUCCUAUCAUCUAUGGCGUGAGGACCAGGGAGAUCCGGCAGCAUGUGGAGAGAUUGCUCUGGAGAAGGGAGUCAAUGCUAGUGACCAGGGACCAGUCAAAGAGACUGCAAAAUAUUCAACCAGAGACCAGACUACCAGGGUGA